Messenger RNA from Pollicipes pollicipes, 5821 nucleotides. RefSeq names its product mucin-5AC. Gene Ontology annotation, biological process: multicellular organism development; positive regulation of kinase activity; protein phosphorylation. The transcript has 11 exons. The record is from RefSeq and is a predicted model, not a curated record. Bases 1 to 4917 code for a protein of 1638 amino acids. Gene Ontology annotation, molecular function: transmembrane receptor protein tyrosine kinase activity; ATP binding. Gene Ontology annotation, cellular component: signaling receptor complex; plasma membrane. Lineage: Eukaryota; Metazoa; Arthropoda; Thecostraca; Pollicipedomorpha; Pollicipedidae.
AUGCCUCGCUGGACCCUGCCGCUGCUGCUGCUGCUGCUGCUGCUGUCGCUGCUGCCUUUCUCCAACGGCUUGCCGGCCGGCAGCGGCGGAGAUGAGGCGUCAGAAACGGCAGCAGCGGACGCGGCAUCGGCGGCGCAUCUUCUGCACGCCGCCGCCGCCGUGCCGGCACGCGCGACCGCCACCGGGCAGAAGCGGCACGCGACACACCCGCGCACGCGCCCGCGCGCGCGCCCUAUCGGCGACCCGGGGAACCCGGCGGGCGAACUCAAGGUCAUCCGCCGCCGCAAGGUGCUGCUCCCGCCGCGUAGUCAACCGCGUGCGCCCGGCGGUGACGUCGGCACGGAUAACGUCACCUCGUCGACGGAGCGGUCGUUCCGCGAGUUCCUGCGGCCGCCCUUUCUGGCGCUGCUGAACGACUCGCGGUUCAGUCUGCAGCCCGAGUUCGUCCUCGCGCAGGGCGGCGCCGGCGGCCACCGCAUGCAGCCCUUCCGCGACUUCGGCGAGAAGCUGGAGAGCGACGCGCCGGAGACGAGUGUCGAGACGCCGCCAGCCGUCUCCGAGGGUGCGGACCUGAGUGCGAACUCGUCGGCCGACGCGAGUGAUAGAGGUGGGCCGAGUGACAGUGGUGGGCGCGGUGCGGUGGUGACGAACGAGUCUGUGGUGGACGCGCUGUCGGGCGCCCCUGGCGAACGUCACGCGAAAGUGGUGGUGCGGAGAAAGAAGGUGCGGAUUGUGAGCACGAUGAGCGCUGACGACUCGCGCGGCGACGUGCGAAAACCGCGCCAACCGACAUCACUGUCGGCUGGCACGAGCUCCCAGCCGUCGUCGUCUGCGACAGGGUCGGAUAAUGGUGCGACGGUAAGGACGACUUCCCGCAGUGCUGACAAGAACACAAGGCCUUCAGCAACGACAAAAAGCAUUCCGACAGCAUCAGAGGCGACGACGGCGCCCAGCACCACGACGUCCAAGCCUGUGUCAGAUGCAAACUCCUCACCUUCAGCAGCUACAACGAGUGGAACCAAAGUUCCCCGGAGGUUGGCGAAUCGGCGGCUCCUUCGACCUCCCACAAAAGCACCAGAGCCCUCUCCCACUCCCACUGACGGGGAAAGCAAGGGAAAGUUGGCUCCCGGCGCGGGAGAGCAGUCACCGACCCCAGAUAUCGGGAAAAAGACGGCGUCCACUGGAGCCGAAGCGGUCGUCCCUCACAACACCACCUUGGGAGAGGCACCGGAGACCUCCCGCAAGCAAACCCCAGGCUCCAACCGCUCACCGGUAAAGACUCGUCGCACCCAGACGGACGGUACCGACCCGAAAGAGCGAAGUCGAGGAGGGCUCGCCGCUCGCCCAGCGCGGCGACGGCCGUCCGUCACCGCUCAGCGCCGUCGCACCCGGCUCCGAGGCCGGCUGACGCGGGUGCGACCGAAUGCCACCGCGAUCAGCGUCUCCACGACGGACGCCACCCCCGCCGAAGACGCCGACGGCCAGAGUGUCAAUAGGGAGAAGAAGGAAGUGGCUAAGGUGCUCGGGCUCCUGGGGAAGAUCCGGAACCGCGCCCGGACGCGUCCUACCCUCUCGCCGGCGAGGAGGCAGUCGAAGGGAACGACAAAGUCGCUGGCUAGUUCAACCACCGCGCCGACAGCCAGUCCUCUAUCUACAACGCAAGGUUCAGCGUCGUCAGAGACAACUUCAACUUCGGCGACCACUAAAGCAGACAGCGUUCCGACCACGUCGCCCUCCACUCCGCUGACGUCUCCUUCCUCCACGCCGUCGACGACCCAAACCACGACGGUGUUAAGUAGCAGCACUUCCUCGCCCCUCGCUGCUGACGUCGCUGUCCCGACCAACGUGAACUCCGGUGGAGCUGUCACCCGCAGUCCCCAAGCGAGGCCGGUCACUCCCGCCGGCGCCGGCUCCUCUGUGGAGCGGCGCAAGCGCCCCGACGCACUGCGUCGAGGUUCGGCCUCCACGAGCAGUGACAAACCGAACCUGCUGGCGCGUCGCCUGCAGGAACGCCGCAACAUCUUCUCGAUCCGCGGUGGCCGGACGCCGAAGGUUGACCCCCGGCCGCUGCUGCCCACCAACGCGCCGUUCCCGCUCCUGCUGUCGAAGAUCAAGACUGCGCUCAGUCCAAGUCUGCUGUCCAAGGCGCCAUUCGUCGGCAACAUCGCCAUCAAUGUAACGCUGUCGUCGCCAGCGCCUGGAGUUGUGAGCUUGCGUCCGGAAGCUCCCGUUGCGAAGCCUCCGGUGGACUUGAGCAACGUCGGAAGCGCUAGUACCGUCAAUAACACAAGCGACAACAACAACGUCAGAAGCGCUAGUACCGUCAAUAGCACAAGCGACAACAGCAACGUCAGAAGCGCCAGUGACUUCAAUAGCAAAAGUGACGUCAGCAACGCUACAAACGUCAACAUCCCGAACAACGUUAGCAGUGUCAACAGUAGCAGCUUCAACAACGUUACGAGUGUCGGUGACGUCAGAACCUUGAGCACUCCCAGCGGUCUCAGUGAUGCCAGAAAAGCAAGUGACAACCUCACCAGCGGCAACCUUGCUGAUGUCAGGAACACUACCAAAGUCAGCAACCCGACCAGCACGGAGGAUGUGGAGAGAACAGUGCUGGGCACGUCACUUGAAACGUCCGUUUCAAUCGCUGUCUCACCGCUCGAGUACCGCCUGCGUAAGCGGGUGAAGUUGCCGGUUUCGCUUGAUCGCGGACUUUCUGAGGAAAAUGCAACUCAAGCGCUGGCAACAUCCAGCAACGUGAGCCGCGGAGAGUCCCUGGAUGGUCAGGGUAGUGGAGCGACGAGGACUGCGGCCAGGGGGGUUACUGAAAAGGUUACCGCAGUGGAAAGGGUUCCAGAGGCUUCCGUACCAAAAAUCAAGAAGACAGCCCCAGUUUUGGAGAGCAGCGUAUUGGAGAGCACGGCAACACCACCAACCUUGAGGAGUGAAGAGAGUAUUGAUGUUGGCGAAGACACUGGGCUGGAAGCCAAUGAAACAAGCAUCGCUUCUAAACCCCGGACCGGAAAAAGUAUCCUUCCGGUUCGAACACGGGACGACCCACGAGAAAUCGCUGCUCCUGGUACGUCAGCCAGGAAGGAAGCACCCAUCGUAAGUGAAACAGAUGCGUCAAGAAGUAGUGAAAAGGACGACACAACUCGCGCAAAGCCAGGUAGUACUAUCACGGGCACCAGAAGUACAUCUCCUACGCCAGAAAGCUACACGGAGCCUGCGGUGGAGAAUCACACGUAUCUGAAGGGUAUCUUGGUGAAGUCUCAGGACGACUCGACCACGGAGACCUCGGCAAUAUCGCCGGCGCUCGCAACAACAACCGAGAUUUCCCUUGAUGCUGGAAAGUCGUCCUCCGAAGCAAGCUUUGCUCGUUUUACAGACGACGUGUCAGAGCCCAGCUUCGAGGCAUCGCCAUCAAAUUCAGACGUUGACACUGUUGAACCUCUAACGGCUGCGGCUUCCACAACCAUGACCACUAUGGUGCGACCUACAGACUCAAUUCUGCGCGUCCUCACCUCAGAGGCAAUGAAAUCCUCAGAACUUCCUUCUGCAUCUUCUUCCUCAUCCGCUUCCGCAGAUCCUUCCGCAUCCUCAACCAAAGCGCCAUCACCGGAGACAACGUCUCACCAAGCGACGGUGCAGGAAGUUCCCUUGGUUCGGGUGACCGCCGUGAACGAGCUGGCCGCCCUGGAUAUCAAAGAGGACGCGACAGGCGACAGCGGACCCAUCUACCUUGUGUCGCUGCUGUUUGUCCUGCCCGUCGUGGCCGUCGCGCUCUGGUACCUGAAGAAAAACCACCCGGACGUGCAGCACCUGAUGCCGGAGCGCCUGAAGACAAUGCUGGCGCAAGAGACGACGGAGGGUUCCCAAGACGUCUACCCGGUAGAGGCCGAAGAAACCACAAGGAAAUCGACGGUGUCUAAGAGCCAUGCACAUGACACGCUGGCUCGAGGAAGGCGCUGGGAACACCCGCGCGAAACCCUGAGACUGCAGAGCAUUCUCGGAGAAGGCCACUUCGGACAGGUCUGGAGAGCUGAAGUGGACAACAUCGGGGGUCACCAGGGAACCCUCCUGGUGGCCGUCAAAAACGUCAAGGAAAACGCCACGUCCAAGGAAAAACAGGACCUGCUGCGUGAGCUGCGAAUUAUGCAAGACCUGGGCAGUCACCCCAACGUGGUGACCCUCCUCGGCUGCUGCACCGUCGAGGACCCCGUCCUGGUCAUCAUGGAGUACAUGGUGUUCGGGAAGCUGCUGACGUACUUACGUGAGAACCGAGGCCGACACAACUACUACAACUUCUCACACGACUCGGCCGUGCUGACCUCGCCUGACCUGACCUUGUUCGCGUGUCAAGUCGCCGCCGGCAUGGAGUACAUCGCCAACAAAGGGAUAAUCCACCGCGAUUUGGCAGCCCGCAACAUUCUGGUGGACCAUACGAAGGUGUGCAAGGUGUCCGACUUCGGCAUGUCCCGGAGCGUCAAGGAAAUAAGCGCCGAAGUCUUUGAACCAAAGCAUAGGGGUGCUCUGCCCAUCCGAUGGAUGUCUCCCGAAUCCCUGUACCACAACACGUUUAACCAGCAGACGGACUGCUGGAGCUUCGGCAUCCUCCUCUGGGAGAUCAUCACCCUGGGCUCGACGCCGUACCCGGGCCUGUCGGCGCGCGAGGUCAUGCGAUCGGUGCGCGAAGGCUACCGGCUGGAGCGGCCCGACCACUGUCACCCGCAGCUGUACCAGCUGGCCGGCAGCUGCUGGGCCGCAGAGCCCAGCUGGCGGCCCAGCUUCGUCGAGCUGCGCAACGACCUUGAGGUGCUGCUGGAGGAUCAGAACCAGGGUUACGUGGACCUGGACCGGUUCCAGGAGGAGAUCUACGGCACCCUGCACACGUCCUCCAGUGACGAGAAGGUCUAGACCGAUCGCCGCGCACAGGUCUAGUCCGAUCGCCGCGCGCAUAAAGUCCAGACCGGUCCGCCGCGCACAGAAGGUCCAGACCGAUCGCCGCACACAGAAGGCGUCGACCGAGCCGCCACGCACAGAAGAUCCAAACCGGUCGUCGCGCACAGAAGGUCCGGACCGGUCGUUGCGCACAGAAGAUCUAGACCGGUUGCCGCGCACAAAAGGUCUAGACCGGGUUGCCUUCGCACAGAAGGUCUAGACCGGUCGCCGCGUGCAGCACGAGGCUGCCAACUGAUCCAAAGAGGGGUGGCGUGGGGAGACCGGCAGGCACUGGACAGAUAUAUCGGCUGGCUGCGAAAGGUUCCCAGCGCUGGGAAAGAGCCCUUGAGUUCCUCGCGUUGGGGGAAGGGCCCUCGUGUUCCUCGUAUCGCGGUUCCAUGCGCCUAGCGGGAUGUUUGCAGCCCUCGGGGCGACGGCAGUAUUCAGCCUGGCGACGACAGUAUUCGGACACGAGUGAUCGCGAGACUCUUUUGGGCGGAUUUGUCGGGAGACAGUCGGAGUGUGAUACCAACCGAGUGUUGCACGUGGGAGUGAAUUUCUUGCCGUGUUUUCGAAGAAGUAGCGAGAUGCGUUGCACUGACGCGAGAUGGAAGCGAGAACUGUGUUGAGACCGGGCGGUGCACUAGUGCGAGAUCAGCGACCAGUGCGGCGUCGUAGCCAAUAAGUUAUUAAUGCCCAGCUGGAGACGAAUGUCAGUCAAGGGUGCGAAGCUGUAUUCAGUAUUUCUUUUCUUUCGUUAGGUUGUUGGUAGACGUUUCGCGAUGCUCACCCCACUCGACCUGCUGUCAUGAUGUCACUGUAUGCUGCGUGCUGAUCGUAUGACUCAUUGUUGUUUUAUGAAUGAACUCGUAACAAAACA